AUGGCGGGCAUGUUCAAGAACAUGUUUGGCGGCUCCCAGCCGUCGGGGUCAGCAAAGGUUGAGGAUGACUUUGCGGACUUUGUGAAAGCACCAGAGCCGUCUCCGGCCUCGAUCAUAGCAGCUGUGUCCUCCGGUGUUCCUGCGUCGAGUACCCCGGGGGUCAGCGCCGUUCCGUAUACGAAAUGGUACCGAGUCUGGGAGCGGACGUCCCCCAAAGACUUCCUCCAGGAGGCCAUGGUGAUGCCAUUCAUCCUGCUCAUUGUAGUCUUUCACCUCUGGGGCACGCGGAAGAACCGUCGCAAGGCUCGGGAAUGGGCCCAAGCUCAUGCGCCCUCUCUCCAGAAUGAGUUUGCGGUCGUCGGUUUCGAUGGCAUCCAAAAGUCCGAGGAUGAGGCUGCCGCGGUGUUGUCCUCCCCCGAUUCGAUCCUGAAGGAGAGGAGUCCCCAGGAAUUCGUCUCCUACGCUACUGGCCGCCAGAACGUGGCCUUUGUUGACGUCACCAUCAAGUUGCCUAAGCGCUACAACCCGAUCACGUACUGGAUGGACGUUGUUUUUGGUUUCUUGUUCGAGAGCUGGACUAGCCCCACCGAGACCUACGAGGCCAUUGCGUACACUUUCGAUGGCAAGGAGAAGGACGUCGUUCCGGUCCCGGCUAAGGAUACCUCUUCUCUCAAGGUGAACAACUCGGCCUACGAUGGAUUCAUCUGGUCCAUUGUGCACAAGAACUACAUGCGUCAAUUCCGUCAGGACCGCUACGAUGCUUCUAUGACUUUCACCAAGGAGAACGCGAAGCUCCCACCUUGGGUGACCGUCAUGACGGAAAGUGCCGAGAUUACCGAAACGCUGCUUACCCCGGAAUUGAUCCAGGCCAUUGAGAAGGCCGGCGAUGAUUUCAAGUAUCUUAUUGUCACUGAUCAGCCUGUCGAUAAGCCUUUGAAGAUCGAGGAGACUGUCCCUCGCAAACGUGUUCAUAUCUGCUUGUCCCUUCCCUCAUCCGCUUCUGGCUACGCUUCUUCCACUCCGCUAUUCAACCAAUUCCUUCGUUUCGCCGACAGACUCGUCGCCGUGGCUCACUUCCGCGCCGAGGUGAUGCGUAAGGUCCGCCACGCGCGUGAGGAGGAGAUCAAGAAGCUCCGUCGUGCGGACGAGGAGGAGAAGGCCGAGGAACGCAAGCUGGCAGCAGAAAAGAUCAAGAAGGAGGAGCGGGAGCGCAUUCUGCGUGGUAUGAACGCUGAGGAGCAGCGGAAGUUCCUUGAGCGGGAGCGGGAGCGGGGCCAGAAGCGCUCCAUGAAGAGGUAUACCAAGAGAGGGUAA
Molecule: messenger RNA, 1314 nt
Organism: Aspergillus bombycis
Lineage: Eukaryota; Fungi; Ascomycota; Eurotiomycetes; Eurotiales; Aspergillaceae
Product: CCDC47 family protein
Exons: 3
Coding region: 1-1314 (437 amino acids)
Biological process (GO): endoplasmic reticulum calcium ion homeostasis
Cellular component (GO): endoplasmic reticulum
Molecular function (GO): calcium ion binding
Source: RefSeq, a predicted model, not a curated record